AGAGAGAGAGAAACAGUGAGUUAGAGAGUUAGAGUUAUAGUGUGUGUAUGUGUGUUGCUGUCUGUCCAUGUGUGUGUGUGUGUGUGCGUGUGUGGCAGUCAGCUGUGUUUUGCCAGCCAGAUACUGUGUGACAGUGACAGUGUGUUUGGUGACAGUGUGUUUGGUGGUUCAGUGUCAUGUGCACUCCGUCGCUGCAUUUGCCUGCUGACACUGCCAUUGACUAAAGCCGUCGGCCAGUUGCGUAUCGGUUUGUGUAUGUGGCUGAGUGUGUGUGUGUGUGUGUGUGUGUGCGAGAGUUUAAGUUUAAUCUGGAAAGGAUAGCCCUUGUGUGACACGUCGUUUGCUCUCUGGAUCUCUCUGGUUUCGGACUAUCAAACGGACUGGAUCGGAACGCAACACGCUCAAUUCCUGUCGGCUCUGCCGGUUGCCCCUGGUUACGCUUGUUUGCUUGCCCUCUACCGAGACUAACAUUUGGUGGUGGUGGUGACGGUGGUUGUGAGAGCCGCUAUCCCCCACACCCCCUCCUCCUUUCCUCUACUUCCAUCUGUCCGUCUGUCCAGUCCGUCCGUCUAUCUGCCCUCAUGGCCUCCUGGGUAGAGAAGUUGCGGAUGUCUCUCGGUAACCCGACCCCUCCUUCCUCCUCCUCCCCCUCCUCCUCAUCCUCCUCACCCUCAUCAUGUCUGACCCAGGUGCUGACACCCUGCCUGCCCCUACCCCCCCUGCCCCCUCCGCCCCCUCCCCCGGAGAUGUUCCGCCGCAAGAAGAAGCGCAGGCGCCCGGAGAUCUCCUCGCCGCAGGACUUCCAGCACCGCGUGCACACCUCCUUCGACGUGGCGCGGGGAUGCUACGUGGGCCUGCCCCCCCAGUGGCAGAGCAUCAUCGAGAACCUCAAGAGGCCCAAGCCCCUGGUCGACCCCUCCACCAUCACCACCGUCGACCUCAUCCCCAGGAAGACCAUUGUGCGGGGCAGCUUCAUCGGUCACGGCGACUACAUCGCGGCGGCUCUCAACCAGAUGGCGCGCCUCUCCGUCUCCAGCUCCAACUCGCUGCGGCGCACCAGCCCGUCGCUACGGAAACGCGCCAAGUCCAUGGGCCGCAUCGGGGAGGUGCCGGAGGGUAGCGGUGGCAUCGGCGGUGGGUACCAGUACGAGGAGAUGGUUGCCGAGGAGCAGGGCAUGAUGGGACGCGGUAGCCCCUCCACGGGGUGGCAGGGCAGGUCCAGGAGCGUCCGCAGUGAGAGCGGAAGCCCGCGGACACCUGGCCGGAUCGGAACCGCACCGCUGCUACAGCUCCCCAACAGCAGCGUUGGUACGCCCCGUGCCAAGUCCGUCCACGAGGUGUGCCUGGUGCCCAUAGCUCAGCCCAAGGCCACGCCCACCAGAGGCGGAGCCUCAUCACCACCCUCCCCACUCAGGAGCAGCGCGGAGAUGGGCCGGUACGCGCGCAGCGAGGCGCCCUACGCUCAGCCAAUGGGCUCGGUUCAAAGGGUUCCUGCUGCGGCCAAUCAGAGGCCCACUUCCUGUCUUUUGAACUACCUGCCGUCCAAUCACACGCCCAGCAAGGUGACUGUUAGCCCCAAACUGGGUGGGAUCUCCAAGGACACCCCGAGGAGGCCGCACUCCACUUACGACUUCAAGACGAGUUCACUGGGCUAUGCAGCCGUCUCUCAGCCCAACGGCACAAGCACCCCCAAGUCAGGCUACAGGGCGUCCAUCCAGCUGGGCCCAGAGCCGGGUGUGGGCCCCAGACAGGGCCCUCGCCCUUUCUCCAGCCUCUCCAUGGGGCCCUCCUCAGGCUACCACCUUCAGGGGGGGCAAGAUGGCCUGCGUCCGACCCCAGCUGGGGCUCCCUCUGCUGGGCCAGCAGAUCAUGGUGGCUCCCCUCCUGUACGACUACGCCCAGCCCAGACCCCCUCACCCGAGCCAGAACCCCCCAAGGUGACGCACGAGCAGUUCAAGGCGGCGCUGCAGAUGGUGGUGGACAAGGGUGACCCGCGGGCGUACCUGGAGAACUUUGUGAAGAUUGGCGAGGGCUCGACUGGAGUGGUGUGCAUCGCCCGCGAGCGCCACACGGGGCGCCAGGUGGCAGUCAAGAUGAUGGACCUACGCAAACAGCAGCGGAGGGAACUGCUGUUUAAUGAGGUGGUUAUCAUGCGUGACUACAGACAUAAGAACGUGGUGGAGAUGUUUAAGAGUGCGCUGGUGGAGGAGGAGCUGUGGGUCAUCAUGGAGUACCUGCAGGGCGGCGCUCUAACCAACAUCGUCUCAGAGACCAGGCUAAAUGAGGAGCAGAUAGCUACGGUGUGUGAGGCGGUGUUGCAGGCUCUGGCCUAUCUCCACUCACAGGGCGUCAUCCACAGAGACAUCAAGAGCGACUCAAUACUGCUCACACUGGACGGACGAGUGAAGCUGUCGGACUUUGGCUUCUGUGCCCAGAUCAGUAAGGACAUCCCCAAGAGGAAGUCGCUGGUGGGGACGCCAUAUUGGAUGGCCCCCGAGGUCGUCUCCAAGACGCCAUACGGCACAGGGGUGGAUAUCUGGUCUCUGGGCAUCAUGGUCGUGGAAAUGGUGGAUGGGGAACCGCCCUACUUUAACGAGACGCCCGUUACUGCCAUGAAGAAACUGCGGGAUGAGCCCGCUCCCAGCGUCAAAAACACACACAAGGUCUCCCCCAUCCUGAGGGACUUCCUCUCCUCCAUGCUGACGCGGGACCCAGCGGAGCGAGCGAGCGCCUCCGACCUCCUCCAGCACCCCUUCCUGCUGCAGUGCGGCGCCCCACGCUGCCUCGUGCCCCUCGUGGAGCAGUUCCGCAAGAGGAUGUCCCUCUGCUGAGGGGAACACUCUCUAACCUCCCCUGAGCGUGGAGAACUUGCCCCGACUGAGGAGAGGGGCGCCCCACGCUGCCUCGUGCCCCUCGUGGAGCAGUUCCGCAAGAGGAUGUCCCUCUGCUGAGUGGAGCACUCUCUAACCUCCCCGCCUCAACCUCAGCCACCCAAAUAAGUGUGGAGAGAACACUUAGCCCACCCAAAUGAGCGUGGAGAACUUGCCCCGACUGAGGAGAGGGGCGCCCCACGCUGCCUCGUGCCCCUCGUGGAGCAGUUCCACAAGAGGGUGUCACCCUGCUGAGAAAUAUUCUCUAACCUCCCCGCCUCAACCCCAGCCACCCAAAUAAGUGUGGAGAGAACACUUAGCCCACCCAAAUGAGCGUGGAGAACUUGCCCCGACUGAGGAGAGGGGCGCCCCACGCUACCUUGUGCCCCUCGUGGAGCAGUUCCGCAAGAGGAUGUCACUCUGCUGAGAAAUAUUGUCUAAUCUCCCCGCCUCAACCUCAGCCACCCAAAUAAGUGUGGAGAGAACACUUAGCCCACCCAAAUGAGCGUGGAGAACUUGCCCCGACUGAGGAACAGGGUGCCCCCGCGCUGCCUUGUGCCCCUGGUGGAGCAGUUCCGCAAGAGGGUGUCACUCUGCUGUGAAAUAUUCUGUAAUCUCCCGGCCUCAACCCCAGCCACCCAAAUAAGUGUGGAGCGAACAAUACCCCACCCAAAUGAGUGUGGAGAACUUGCCCCGACUGAGGAACGGGUCGCGCCACGUUACCUUGUGCCCCUCAUGGAGCAGUUCCACAAGAGGAAGUCACUCUGCUGAGGAACACUUGCUACGCUCUACACUCUUCUCUGGAGAGAACUUGUGCUCACAAGUGAGGAACACUCUUGCUGCAGAGUGAGGAACAUCUCUAUGCAGACUGAGGAACAGUGGCUGCCAGCGAGGAACAUCUAUGCAGAAUGAGGAAUGCUGACUGUCAGUGAGGAACAUCUAGGCCCUACUAUGUCCCUUGGCCCAGGAUAUGGGGACACUUGACUCCCCAUAUUCAGCGGGGAGAACUUUUGCACACAAGUGAGGAGCAUCUCUAUCCAGACUGAGGAAUGCUGGCCCUCAGUGAGGAACACUUGGCCGUGACCAGCUCUGCAAGAAGAUGUCAUUCUGCUGAGGAAAAGGCAAAGUCAUCGCCCCCCACCCAGGACAUAUAAUGAGGACCCACUUCUGGGCCUCCUCUGUCUCUUGGCCCAGGAUAUGGGGACACUUGACUCCCCAUAUUCAGUGGGGAGAACUUUUGUACACAAAUGAGGAACACUUGCUGCAGAGUGAGGAACAUCUCUAUGCAGACUGAGGAAUGCUGUCCCUCAGUGAGGAACACUUGGCCCCGAUCGUCUCUGCAAGAGGAUGUCGAGCUAUUGAGUAAUACUUGCUCCUCAAGGUGCAAAUACUGUUGGGUGUUUUGUAUUUUCUUAGAGACACAAAAAUGUCUAGGGUUUUUUUGCCCCUGGACCUUGGCCUGGAAGCAAUGAAUCAGCUCUAGCUAAGGACUGAAGAGGCAUCUGCUGGUACACCUUAACUCCCUGGAUGGAUGAGGAGUGUUUGCGCUAGCUGAGGAACAUUUGUCCACCCCACCUUUUCAUUUCCACAGGGGCAAUUUCUGACGCAGGAGGCAGGCAUGCACAGCAAAGCAGAUUGUAAAGGUUGUGGCAACACUGUUUGUGUGUGUGUGUGUGUGUGUGUGUGUGUGUCUGUGUCUGUGUGUGUGUGUUUCUGUGUGUCUGUGUGUGCAACCAAGGUCAUCCAGUACAGUCCAGACCAAGUAUCAAACUUAUGACCUCACAGAAAACUCCUGUAUGAGAGGUAGGCGUGCUACUGUGAGCUAAAGGCCAGGGGUCCGUUUCUCGAUUCUUGUCGUUGCUAACCGUCUUAAGACCGUCUUAAGACCGUCUUCCCAUUCCCUUGGAUUCAGUGGUGAGCGUUGCUGUCGAGAGAGAGUUGAGUCGAUCUUACGAAGGACGUUGCUACCGUCGUUAGCAAAGACACUUUCGAGAUACGGACCCCAGGCUUCUGUCCCAGUCAGUACUGCCCUACAAAGCCAAAGUGUGGUAACUACGCCAACGUUGAAACUGAGGAAAAUGCCUUCAAAGCCUACUUUGCCUUUGUAUGGGUGAGAGUAGUGUAGUGUGCAGGAGGGAGGUUUACUAAUGCUCCACAGUAAACACUACUAUUGUGUGUGUUUGUGUGAAUGUAUGCAUCCACGGGAAUGUUUACAUCCAUGUGUAUGUGGAGUGGUAGUGGGGGUGGUAGGCCUAUAUCUGGGAUAUGUGGGUUGAGGAAUGCGUACCUGCUCCAAGCUCAGGUAUACCCAUGAGCACUUUUCUCCAAUUUGUGGGAAAGCACCGAACCUGGAGGAUUUUGAAACGAGAACAUUUGGAAACAGCACAGGGGGGGAUUUCAAGUCUCGAAUAGCUCUCUGGUACUUUUUGUUGUUUGUUUUCUCAAUCUCUCUAUCUCUUGCACUUUGCAUCUUUUUCUUCUGUCUGUCUCUGUCUCUGUCUCUCGCUUUUUUACAUUACAUAUGUGUGUGUGUGUGUGUGUGU
Messenger RNA from Engraulis encrasicolus (European anchovy), 5413 nucleotides. It is a transcript of the gene pak6b, whose product is annotated as p21 protein (Cdc42/Rac)-activated kinase 6b. Gene Ontology annotation, cellular component: cytoplasm. Bases 582 to 2831 code for a protein of 749 amino acids. Lineage: Eukaryota; Metazoa; Chordata; Actinopteri; Clupeiformes; Engraulidae. Gene Ontology annotation, molecular function: protein serine/threonine kinase activity; ATP binding. The record is from RefSeq and is a predicted model, not a curated record. The transcript is spliced from 10 exons. Gene Ontology annotation, biological process: regulation of MAPK cascade; protein phosphorylation; intracellular signal transduction.